CCGGUGCAUUCUCGCCGCUGCUCUUUGCAACCUGCGGGGGCCGGUGCAUGCCCGGCGAGGAGUCGGGGCCGCUGCAGGUGCGUGCAGCCCCGGAGGAGACGACCCCCUCCCGCCCCCCGGGCGGACCUGGGGGCUGCGAGCCGCGGGCGGGCGGUCGAGCGAGAGGAAGCAACAAAGACAGGCUGCAGCUGGGGCCGGCGAGAGGGGCCGCGGCCGCCCGGCUCCUGGCGCGGGCGGAGAGGGCGCCCCGGGGAGCGGCGCGGGCCGAGCUGCAGCCCUGAGCAGGACCCCGAGGGGAGGCGCAGCGCCGCCCGCCGGACGCGGUGAGCACAGGCCCCGGCGAGGAUGCGCCGCCUGAGAGCUCGCACGGCCCGGGUCCCGGGCGGGCACGACCCACGCUGAGCCGAGAGACCCGCCACCGCCGACUUCGGACGGCGCGGGUCGGUGCCUGGAUCACCCUCACCGACAGCGUCCCUUUCCACCCGGAGAGAGGCAUCGGCCCCCAAGGGGGGCUCCCUCAGGCAACCUCUGCCGCCUCUGCAUGGCUGCGACCUGGCGAGCGGAGAGUCGUCGCCGCUGAGACCUGGUGCCCUUCAACGGCCUGGCUGAUCUGGGACCCUGCCGCAGAGUGCGUCUCGCUGCUGGCCCCCAGCUCAGCCAUGCUGGCCUGUCUCCAGAGGACCCAGAGCCCCCCGGGCCAGCAUCUGGCCUGCCCAAGCAAGAGCCGGGAGCUGCGCAAGUGCGAGACAGCCGCCAGCUCCAUGCAUUCGUCCCGCUACCCGAGCCCGGCAGAGCUGGACGCCUACGCGGAGAAGGUGGCCAACAGCCCGCUGUCCAUCAAGAUCUUCCCCACCAACAUCCGGGUGCCCCAGCACAAGCACCUGGGCCGCACGGUCAACGGUUAUGACACCAGCGGCCAGCGCUACAGCCCCUACCCGCAGCACUCCGCCGGCUACCAGGGCCUGCUGGCCAUCGUCAAGGCCGCCGUCUCCUCCUCCGGCAGUGCGGCACCGGCCGGGCCCGCCAAAAGCGUGCUCAAGAGCGCCGAGGGCAAGCGGACCAAGCUGUCACCAGCCGCCGUGCAGGUGGGCAUCGCGCCCUACCCGGCGCCCAGCGCUCUGGGGCCCCUGGCCUAUCCCAAGCCGCCCGAGGCGCCUGCCCCACCACCGGGCCUGCCCGCUGCCGCCGCCACCGCCGCCUCCGUCAUCCCCCUGCCUGGCCGCGGCCUGCCCCUGCCGCCUUCCAACCUGCCCUCCAUCCACAGCAUCCUCUACCAGCUCAACCAGCAGUGCCAGGCCCCGGGCGCCGCGCCUGCCGCCUGCCAGGCCGUAGCCGGUCCCCACCCCAGCCCGGCCAAGCACGGCCCUGUGCCCAGCUUCCCCGGCAUGGCCUACUCAGCUGCUGCAGGCCUGCCUGACUGCCGCAAAGGGGCCGAGCUGGGCCAGGGCGGCACGGCGGCCUUAACGUUGGCUGGGGCCACGAAGCCUGCAGGGUACGCGGACGGGGGCCUGGAUUACCUGCUGUGGCCGCAGAAGCCGCCCCCGCCGCCUCCCCAGCCGCUGCGGGCCUACAGCGGCAGCACUGUGGCCAGCAAGUCCCCGGAGGCUUGCGGGGGGCGGCUGUACGAGCGGGCUAGCGGGUCACCCCUCAACUGCGGCAUGGGACUGCCCACCGGCUUCACUGUGGGCCAGUACUUCGCUGCCCCCUGGAACAGUGUGCUGGUGACCCCCACCAGCGACUGCUACAACCCGGCGGCGGCCGUGGCGGUCACUGAGCUGGGGCCGGGGGCGCCCCGGGAGCUGGCGGGGCCCCCCGUGGAGGCCCUCUCCGGCCUGCCCAGCAAAAGCGUGUGCAACACGGCGGCGCUGAGCAGCAGCCUGCAGUCGCUGGAGUAUCUCAUCAAUGACAUCCGGCCGCCCUGCAUCAAGGAGCAGAUGCUGGGCAAGGGCUACGAGACCGUGGCUGUGCCCCGGCUGCUCGACCACCAGCAUGCCCACAUCCGCCUGCCCGUCUACAGAUAAGGCCUGCCCGGCAGACGCGCGGACAGAUGGACAGGGCGCUGAGCAGGGAGGCAGGCCGCAGAAGAGGGUGGGUAGUGCGCAGGGGCGCCCAGCCUCGCCCUGUGCCCGAGUGCCCGCGGGUGCCCACAGGGAAGCCGGGCUGGCUGCCGCCACGCGGCCACCUGAUGGGGAGCCUCGGGGCAACUUGGCUCCCCAAGGCCCCUCCCUGCUGUCAUCGGCUGCCCUAGGACACGGGGAGGGCCCGGGACAGCUGCAGACGCCCGCCACUUCCUCCAUCCAGGCUGGUGGAGGCAGGGAGAGAGAAACCACUUUAAAACAGGAAUGGUUCUUUCUGGUUUUCCCGAGAGAGGGGCUCAGGCCAGGGCAGGACACUGGAGGAAAUGUGAUGGUCCAGAGUCAGGGCGGGGUCAGAACAGCCCCCAGGGGUCGGAGAGCUCCUCCCCCCACGGGCUCCCCAGUCUCCUGGAAAAGGAGCAGAGAGGCGGGGUAUAGGAAGUUCCAGGGCCUGCAGCAACCCCCAAUGGCCAAUCCAGGUGAAGACCACUCUGAGAGGCUCCAAGGACCACCACUCCCCUGCUCCUCCUCCUCUAGAUUCUCCUUCCCCCUCCCAUUUCUUCCCAACACAGAAUUAUACCCCCAUCCCCACUCUCCAAGCCCCGUACUACCACCAUCCCCCUUCUCUCCACAUCUUACAGAGCUGCUGGGCACAGCCCUCCAGGCUGUGCACUGCACAAGGGCACCUCAUCCAAGGAGACACCAUUUGCAUCCUAGACAUGUAUAUUUAUUAUGGCAGUUUUCUGAAUCUUGAGGAAGGGGCGCCAUUUUCCUAUUCGCACAAAGGCACCCCAGGGGCUAACAGUGGGCCUGCUAUCUUAGGCACUGGUCAGAGGGACCCUACCCUGCCUUCCUCAGGGGUUGUCCUCAGAGCCAACGAGGAGGCAACCUACUGGUCUUCAUUGGGAGAUCCAGUCCAACGCCUUCCCUGCAAGCUGCCCUCCCAGGCCCGCCCCACACCAUCAAGGGGGGGGGGGGCGGGCAUGGGGGCAGGCAAGGACCCCUGUUAAGUCCCCAAGGCUCGAAGUCCCCCAGUCCUGGCCCAUCCGGCACUCCGGAAGCGGUACUGUAUCUCUCCAAGGCCUGUUCGAGCACUAAGUGCAUUUACAAAUCUCUGAGAAUGUUUUUUUUUUAUACUAAAAUUGACCAUUAUAUUCUACUGUGAGAAGUGCAGUCUGCACUAUAUUGUUUUAAAAACGAAGAGAAAGAAAAAAAA
This is a messenger RNA of Hyaena hyaena (striped hyena), 3291 nucleotides long. It is a transcript of the gene FAM222A, whose product is annotated as family with sequence similarity 222 member A. The coding region runs from base 660 to 2021 and encodes 453 amino acids. Lineage: Eukaryota; Metazoa; Chordata; Mammalia; Carnivora; Hyaenidae. The transcript is spliced from 3 exons. The record is from RefSeq and is a predicted model, not a curated record.